CUUAAAAUUUUAUAAAUUAUUCAUUAGUCCAACAACUUGCACAAUUUAUUAGAUCAUGGAAGACUGCCUCUUUGUCAUAGAAAUUUUGUUCAGAUAGCCUUCCUUAGGAGUAACGCUCUCUCUUAUAGAGAAUUUUUCGAUGUCUCUGGAGAGAUCACUGAAGUUUGAUCUGCUCUUGAUUUUUUGUGUAAUCAUUGUGGAGAGUUUGAGUAGUCGCCGGUUCCUCUUAAUUUCUAAUUCUUUGCUCUUUGAUAGUAAAGUACUCAAUUUUGAAUUAGUUUGUCUUAUUUCUUCUUUUAUGCUCUGUUUUUCUCUUUUUAAUUCUUUUCUCUUUUUCUUCUCUUUUAUCAAGAAUUUUUUAUAUUUUUUAAGUUCUUCCUCUCAGGAUUCCUUUUUGAUUUCUAGCUUAAUCAUAUCCACUUUGCCUUUGACUUUUAAAUCCUGAUAAAUUUCUUCAACUAGUCCGAGUACCUUAUUUUUUACCACUAAUUUGAAUAUCCUUAUACCCAACUUGCAACUCAAGACUAUUCUUGAUAGCCUUGAGUUCAUCAGAAGACAAAAACCACGUACUCCCUCUAUUAGCAAGUUUGGACAUAUUUACAAUAAAAUUG
Messenger RNA from Moneuplotes crassus, 611 nucleotides. The record is from the annotation of a GenBank genome assembly. NCBI's taxonomy places the organism in Eukaryota, Ciliophora, Spirotrichea, Euplotida, Euplotidae.